Ahaetulla prasina is the source of this 1449-nucleotide messenger RNA. It is a transcript of the gene TMEM17, whose product is annotated as transmembrane protein 17. Gene Ontology annotation, biological process: non-motile cilium assembly. Gene Ontology annotation, cellular component: ciliary transition zone. NCBI's taxonomy places the organism in Eukaryota, Metazoa, Chordata, Lepidosauria, Squamata, Colubridae. The transcript has 4 exons. The coding region runs from base 140 to 820 and encodes 226 amino acids. The record is from RefSeq and is a predicted model, not a curated record.
GCAGAGCAUCGGAACCGGAAGCUACGACCGCGCGGCCAUUCCCCCAGGCGACGGGAGCUUGCACUGACACUGCGUCGAGAACUUCAGCCGGGCCCCGUUGCCAUAGCAACGGCUCUCGAGCGGCCGUUCUCAUUGCUCCAUGUCGUUGCCGGAGCCGGUGAGAAGGCGACUGAGUUCCUUCAGCCGAACUGUUUUUACGGACAACAACCGCACGGGACCCGAUAACAGAGGCGACGCCAGCCCCAUUGAUAAUGAAAUCGUCUCCAGUUUGCCCUUACAGAUGUCUCUGUAUUUCAACUUCUGGUUCUUCCCUUUUUGGUGGGCAAGCAGUAUUGCCAUGUUGCAGCUGAAGUAUUCAGUUUUACCAGAUUACUACAAAUUCAUCCUUGUGACAAGCAUUAUAUUAACAUCUUUAAUUGAGGUUAUACGUCUAUACCUUGGAUACAUGGGAAAUUUGCAGGAGAAGGUUCCUGAACUAGCUGGGUUUUGGCUCCUGAGUCUCCUUUUGCAAGUGCCCCUAAUUCUUUUCCUACUUUUAAAUGAAGGGCUAAGGAUUCAACCUUUGGAACGAGCAGUCAACAUCAUUUUUGUAGUAUUUCUUGUCUUCCAAGUUGUUACUGCAUUCCUUGCUCUCAAAAGAAUGGUGAACCAACUGGCAACUCGUUUCCAUCUUCAUGAGUUUGACCGGUUAGAUACUCAGCUUCCCUCUGAUAACUUAGCUUGCCAGGCAAGGAGACUGGAAGCUGGAGGGAUUAUGGGACAACAAGUGGGAGAACUUCAUUCAGCAAGUGGUGUUUGGAAAUCUGCAGUGAGAACCUGAUGGUAAGCAGAGCAACCCCACCAGUAAAGCUCCUCUGCUUGUUGCCUUAACUAUGUGAGUUUUAGAGAAUUUGAUUUAGAAAUUCACCUAGUUCUGGAUAGCACAAACUAAGUGGAGUGAUAUCAACAAGGUAUUCACUGUUGCCCAUCUUUUGCAAGCGUGAUUCUUGAGGGGAUUAGUCUUCUGCUCAUUUCUGCUUAUAUUAUCUAUUAUGAAAUCUGUAUUAUAAUGACUUUCAUCUGUUGUUUUUUCAACAUGUAUUCAUAUCCAGACAUUUUUCAGUGGAGAAAAAAAAACAUUGUUUGAAUAAGUAUUCAGAUUUCACAAUCCUUUAUGGACACCUGAAAAGUGAUAAAUAGGGUGAGGAUUUCUAUAACCUAAAACUGUUAGAAAUAUGAAAGCUUUUAUGACCUUAAAAUCAUUUAAAUAGGAACAAUUAAAUCAAAAAUAUAACUUAAAACAAAAAUAAGAUUUUACAUUUUUUCCUGAAAUUAGCACCUUCUUUUUAAAAAAUAAACGCACACAAACACACACACGUCUCCCUGAGUUGUGGAGAGAAUAAGUAAAAGGAAAAGAAACAGGCAAGUUCUUACUUUCUUAGCUGGCUCAAACUUGCUAGCUUAUCAGGA